This is a messenger RNA of Aethina tumida (small hive beetle), 1129 nucleotides long. Its product is annotated as glycerol-3-phosphate phosphatase. Gene Ontology annotation, molecular function: phosphatase activity. Gene Ontology annotation, cellular component: cytoplasm. The record is from RefSeq and is a predicted model, not a curated record. Lineage: Eukaryota; Metazoa; Arthropoda; Insecta; Coleoptera; Nitidulidae. Bases 17 to 1036 code for a protein of 339 amino acids. The transcript has 4 exons.
UAAAUUUUAAGCAACAAUGACUAACGAAUAUGGAUAUGCUUUUGGUAAAUUUAUUCGUAAAGGCAUGGAGGAAUACGUAAAAACUGGUCAUUCCGUGGACCUUACCAAGUUAUCACCAUUGGAAUUCCAAAAGUUAUUUCAAUCAUUUGAUGUAAUAUUAACUGAUUGUGAUGGUGUGCUGUGGAUUGAAAAUGAACCUAUCCCAGGGUCCGUUGAAGUCAUUAACAAACUCGUGGAAAUGGAUAAAACGGUCAUUUUCGUCACUAACAAUUCAACAAAAGUUAGAGAGGAUUUUGUUAAAAAGGCUGUUGGUAUGGAUUAUAACAUAACAGUUGAUAAUAUUGUAUCAACUGCAUAUCUCACUGCCUCAUAUUUAGAGAAUUUAAAAUUUAACAAAAAAGUAUAUGUGAUAGGAUCCAAAGGAUUGUGUAGAGAACUGGAAAAUGCUGGAAUUAAGCAUUUAGAUGUUGGGCCAGAUGUAUUGGAUGAACCUUUGGCUGAUUUUGUUCAAAAUUUUAAACCAGAUCCAGAAGUUGGUGCAGUAGUAGUUGGAUUUGAUGAACAUUUUUCGUAUAAGAAAAUGCUGAGAGCUGCCUCAUACCUAAAUAAUCCUAAUUGUAUAUUUAUUGGCACAAACACGGAUGAAAGGUUUCCAAUGAGUUCAGAUUUGGUUGUGCCUGGGACUGGAAGCAUUGUGAAAGCAGUGGAAACUUGUGCUGAGAGGGAACCAUUGAUUAUGGGAAAACCUGAGACUUACAUUAGUGAAUAUCUCAUUAAAAAAUAUAAUGUUGACCCUAAAAGGACACUUAUGAUUGGGGAUAGGAUGAACACAGACAUACUUUUGGGUAGUAGAUGUGGAUUCCAAACAUUAUUGGUCUUAACUGGUGUUACUAAUCUGGAAGGCUUGCAAAAAGUUCAAAAGUCAGGCAAAAGAGAAGAAAAAGGAUUUAUUCCUGAUUAUUAUGUAAAUCGACUGGGCGAUCUUGGGAAGUUUUUAUUCAAUACAGGUCGCCAAUCACAUUUUAACGCAGAAUAAUUUUUAGCAGAAAUUUAGUAAAAUUUUAUUUUAUUCCAUCUACCUCAGUUAUUUAUUAUUGUUGUAACUCAAAAUAAAUCUAGGUUUGUCAGA